Molecule: messenger RNA, 303 nt
Organism: Macrosiphum euphorbiae (potato aphid)
Lineage: Eukaryota; Metazoa; Arthropoda; Insecta; Hemiptera; Aphididae
Source: the annotation of a GenBank genome assembly
AUGCCGUCUGAAAUCGAGAAUCCACGAAUACUUAUAAUGAUUAAUAAAGUAAGUAAAUAUUUACAAAGUGAAAAUUGUGAUUUAUUAUCUGCUAUGAACUACAUUAAAUCUCUUAGAUCUGCUAUUAAUGAUAUGUGUUCUGAAUGUAACUUUAAAUGUAUUUAUGACUUAACUGUUUCUAUGUGUACAAAUUUAGAUGUGACUAUACCAAAACCUAAAAAACGUAAAAUUUCACAACGAAUUGAUAAUCGUGGUAGUAAUCAGUUCUUUCCAGAUACAAAUGAACAAGAAGACAAGAAGUAA